Linum trigynum is the source of this 574-nucleotide messenger RNA. Lineage: Eukaryota; Viridiplantae; Streptophyta; Magnoliopsida; Malpighiales; Linaceae. The record is from the annotation of a GenBank genome assembly.
CCAUAUCGUGAAAGGUACAACUUCAAGUUGUAUUAUAAAGGCAAAAACUAAAGCAUCAAUACUUUAAGGCAUUGUAAAAUUCAUGAAGAAGACAAUAUAUAUUGCGUAAUGACUUUGUAUUUUAUAUAACACAGUGUUCUAUAAUUAUUAUGUAAGAUAAACAUAUAUAUUGCAUAUAGCAGUUAAUAAAAUUUGUUUUUUAUGCAAUGAAAUAUACACAUAUUAUUAUUACAUAUAUAUUACAUAUGGUAUGAAUUCUCAAUAUUAUUUGUUGAGGGUUCGGCAUGGUAACAAAAUGAUGACUGGGCCUAAAAGAGCGCAGGAGCCGGGGGCUGCUAAGCCUGUUGGAGAAGGUAGUAGCCGUCGUAUUGUCGGCUGCUCUCACGUCCGCUGCGCUGCUGGCGACUGUGAGUCUGUGACGGCAGUUGCGGCGAUAGUGAUAAUACCCAAUGGUUCGGCAGGACUGGUGGUCGUUCAUGCUGUUGUUGCCGGGGAAAAGGGCAAGAGGCGUCCAUAGCUAUGUAGGUUUUAAUUAUUAAUCAAAUUGGUUUAGGUAUAAAAAUAGGUAAAUUGC